Odontomachus brunneus is the source of this 2613-nucleotide messenger RNA. RefSeq lists its product as uncharacterized. The transcript has 6 exons. The record is from RefSeq and is a predicted model, not a curated record. Lineage: Eukaryota; Metazoa; Arthropoda; Insecta; Hymenoptera; Formicidae. Bases 1671 to 2579 code for a protein of 302 amino acids.
UCAAAGGGAUAUUUCACCCCCUAAACUUGUCAAAAGAUACAUAUAAUAAAAACGUAUCUGUUAUUUUGAUCUAAAGUACAAUAUAUUACAAAUUCAUGAAAAUCGGAGACGGACAUUUGUAUGGAUUUCCUUGUAAGUCAUGAACUACAAUGCUACACUCGACAGUGCAAUCACAGAAAGGAGUCAAACGUCAUGGCGACGAAUCCAUAAACGCGCCUGCGCCGAUGUGAAAAAAAAGCAAUGGAUGUUAUUUCCUCGCUAGUUCAAAAAAACCGCAUUUGGAGAACGCCCCAUGCAAUUUUUAUAAUUUUACUUCCUUUUGUUUGUCUCGAUACAGAAAGGGAACGCACCGCAGUUUGGAAUAUUUUGUGAAAACACACAUGACAAGAGUGAAAAAAUUUAGACGAUUUGCACGGUCUGUACUGCUGGCAGGCAGGAAAGUAUCUUGACGAUCAUAACAUUAUUCUUUUUCAACAAACGAAUAUAUUAUUUCCCUUCACAAUCUGGAAAAUCAAGACAAAACUUGCAAUUUCAAUAAUUUAACAUCCAAUUAUAUCAUAAUAAAGGUGUUAAAAGUACAUCUCCAAACCUUAUAUUUGAAUUACGAAUACCCCUCUCAUAUGUCAAUAUCGAUCAUCAAUAUUGAUCGUCAGUAUCGAUCGUCAAUAUCAAUCAUCAAUAUUGAUCAUCAUAAAUUAAAAUAGAUUAAGAUAAAUUAACCAUACAUACACACAUUCCACGUAUACAUGACCGCUAAACUAAUAAGUUGAGUAUCAUCCGUGUAUUGUAUUUGAGUAAACAAAAGCUCUAUAUCGAAAUUAUUUCCUAAUGAUUCUCAACAUAAUCUUUCCACUAAAUAAAACACGUUCACGCCAGCCCUACGCAAUAUAAGUAAUCACUUAAUGACAGAUGUACCACUUUUUAUCUCAGUUAUAAUUACGUAAAAUAUAAAAAGUAAAAUUAAUUGAUUACACAAUAAUAAUGAUAAUUUUAUCUUCUUUCAUCUUACGUUGCGAUAAGAAAAGGCUUGUCAUGCAUAUAAAUUUUAUACUCUCAUAGUAUAUACUUUUCGGUUACGUUUACAUACUUAUAUAUGUAAAAAUUACUCACAAUGAAAGAUUAGAAUAUCGUCAAUUAACUGUGUGCGGAACACGACCUUUGAUAGUUUAUUGCAAUAUGUUUUCCUUGCAAUAUGUCAAGUGUUAUCUUCAGGUUUCUUUUGUGGUGGAUAGAGACAGCUGAUAUGAGAAUAAAACUUCUAUUUGGCUGCUACUGGCAGCGAUAUUGCGCGAAUACGCUUGCGCCGUAUCGAAACAGAAAAGUCUGUAAUUGCUUAUAAAAAAUUACUAGCAGGAGAGGAUUUCUUUUUCACCGAAAACGUUUAGAUGGCUGAAAUUUCCUGCGUUUUGUUCGCGGUAAAUCGGCGAUACCCCAUGCAACAAUCAAAUCCUUUUCUUCCUCCGCCAUUCGGUCAUGAAAAACGCUUAAAUUGCUUCAACUGUCACUCACUUUCCGACGUUGUGUAUUUCCCAUUAUACCCCGCAAAAAAUCCAAGAGAAGAUUGGUCGGCGCAUUAAAUGAAUCACUGCGCGAGAGAAUAUGCGCAAGGAAAUACGAAAUUUGCUCGCUGAAGAUCCGCUCGCCAUUCGCGUCUCAACCAUCGUACAAAGAUGUAUCCAUUCGACAAUCGCAACUAUAAACUUAAUCAAACUUUUUUGAAGUUUCUCGGUCUGUGGCCUUACAAGAAAACCAAGUUUCAACGUUUACGCGCAAUCUGUUUCAAUGCAUUGCUCUUUUCUUACAUGAUAGUUCAGUUAACGCAAUUUACUAUCGUUGACUUUCACUUGGAUGUCGUUAUUCGGAUUCUCGGGGAAGCAUUCCCGGCUAUAAUUUACUUCAUAAAGUUUAAUCUCUUUUUCUACGAUGCCGAAAUGAUAAAACAGAUACUAGAGCGAAUAAUAAACGACUGGCGGAUAUUCACGGACAUACAGGAAAUUAAAAUAGUGGAACAUUAUGCUCGCCAAGGAAGACAGCUAAUGAUUUUUCUCAUAUCGUUCACGUCGGUGGCUGUGUUUGGUUACGCAACGAUGGUAAUGAUGCCGGACAUUCUCAAUUAUUACUUGCCGCUAAACGAGUCACGCAUACACUACUUGUCACCCGUGAACGAAUACUCUGGAUAUCAAAAUAUAUAUUUUUAUCCUCUUUUCUUGUAUAUUAUGGCAAGCGUCAUUAUCGGUAUGCUCACAUUGGUGGCCGUCGGUUCGAUGCUCAUGUCAAUUAUUUUACACAUCUGCGCGAUAUUCAAAAUCUCCAGUUACUGGAUGGAACACAUCGUAGAUAAGGAAAUAAUAGCGCGUUCCGAUAGACAAUACGUGAUAAUCGAGAGGAUCAUCAAGUCGGUGGAGCUUCAUCGAAAUGCGCAAAAGCUCAUCGAAAUGUUAAUGUCAAGUUACAUUGUGUUUUUGUCCAGUAUGACGUCGAUAGGGGUCAUUUCUUUAAGCUUAAACUUAUUUAGAGUAAGUGCAACUCUCUCUUCUUUGUCUCUGGUAAACAUCUUUCGUAUUUUAUCUGCAUCAUAACGUUAACGCACUACAAAAUCGCCGAAAGUCGCGU